Molecule: messenger RNA, 5675 nt
Organism: Rhineura floridana
Lineage: Eukaryota; Metazoa; Chordata; Lepidosauria; Squamata; Rhineuridae
Gene: ADAR
Product: adenosine deaminase RNA specific
Exons: 15
Coding region: 281-3997 (1238 amino acids)
Biological process (GO): RNA processing; adenosine to inosine editing
Cellular component (GO): nucleolus; cytoplasm
Molecular function (GO): double-stranded RNA binding; tRNA-specific adenosine deaminase activity; double-stranded RNA adenosine deaminase activity
Source: RefSeq, a predicted model, not a curated record
GACCCAACCUGCCUGCUGCGCUGUGGAGAGGAGGGAGGGAAGGAGAUGGGAGGGCCCGUGUCAGUCUUGCAGAGCCCUUGCUUUGUAGUGAGCCUUUCCAUCUCUCUCCUGCACCCCACCCCACCCGCCGGCCACUGGUGCCUGUGUCCUAGAGGGGCUCUUCUUUCUCCUCUCCCCUUUCCCCUCCCACCUUUAGCCCCCUUCUCUUUCUGGUGAAGGCCUUAUCAUCAAAGAGGUUUCCCAUCUUUGCUGUUUCUUUUUGCUACUUGCUAUCCAUGCAAUGCCUGGUUCUUGCUUCCCUGGAAGAAAAAGAGGCCUCUGCACAGCAGCCCCUGUGAGAGCGAACCACAGCUGCCUUCUUUCAUCUGGUGGGCACGUGCCCACUCCCAGCCCUGUGCCCCAGCAGUGCGCUAUGAGCAGAGGUGUCGCUCAAGGCAGAGGUUCAAAUCAGGCACCCCCAAAACAUUGCGGCCACUCUAACCCAGCUUUCUUUAACGAUCCUCUUGUCCCGCAGGGAGGCGGCCUCGAGGAUUUUCGCCAGCGACAGGUCCUCUUCCUACACGGGCAGCUUGCCGAAGCUCCACUGUGGCAGCCCCAGGCGCAGCGACCCCCAGCAAGCCAGUGCUUCGGCCGAGGUCCAAAGGCCUCCUCCCCGCCCUCUCCACAGGCUGCCUGGCAUAGCAGUUGGGGUGCAGCCAGAAGACCUUCCUGCAACAAUAGCUGGCAAGGACAGAAGCAGCCUUUCCAGCCCCAGCCAAGGCACGGUGGCAGAAAUCCGAGGAGUGGAGUUGACGGGCUCAUCUCAGACAUCCAGGGUCUGAGUCUCUCCGGCCAAGGCAUUGAGCAGAGGCUCUUGGAGAUCUUGGGGCAGCUGAAACCCGGGCAGGCUGAAUCAGCUCGCUGCCUUGCCCGUAAGCUUGACGUCCAGAAGAAGGAGGUCAACCACCACCUCUACAGGCUUCAGCAGCGAGGGCGGUUGUGCAAGAUAGGGGAGUCCCCUCCAUUGUGGAGGUUAGCAGACAGCCCUAAGCCCCCCCAGGGAGAGGUGAGAUACGAGAGCGCCACCAGCUGGAGGGACCAGUGGCAGCCACCAAGUUCUGGGAUCCAAGAAGCAGAGGAGUGCUCUGCCUCUGAUCCGGAGGACUAUUCUGAUUCCGCCGUGAUGGCUGAGAUCAAGGAGAAGAUCUGCAACUUCUUGUUUGGUGUCACGGACUCGACGGCACACAACCUUGCCAAAAACAUCGGUUUGUCCAAGGCCAGGGAUGUGAACUCCACCCUGCUGACCUUGGAGAAGUUGGGGGAAGUGUACAAGGAGAACGCCAACCCCCCCAAGUGGUCCCUCACCGACAACAAACGCAAGCGGAUGCAGAUCAAACUAAAAGCCGAUGAGGUCAGAGAAGUGGCCCCUCCGGACCCCGAGCCUCCGACUCUUUGCGUGGAGCCAGAGCUGUCCACCAGCGUGCCACCAGAGCUGUCCACCAGCGUGCCAACUCCUCCUCUUCCUUCUCCUUCGCCGCCGCCGCCACCGCCACCGCCUCCGCUGCUAGAGGGUGAUGAGGAGAAAGUGGAGAAUGGGCAGCAGGCGGCCGAGCCAACAGAGCAGGGCGAUGCUUGUCCUCUCCGGACAGGCCCCCCUCGCAAGCGAUCCAGGUACCACUGGUUUCCCAAUUACGACAAUUUCGAGAAUGGCAAGUGGGCCACAGACGACAUCCCGGAGGAUCUGAAUGCCAUCAACAACCAGGACGAAGAGUCCCGGUGCAUCAUGGAGUCCCCUCUAUCCCCCAGCUACGCGGCUCAGUUCGACACAGCCUUCCUGUGCACCCCCUUGGAAAAGCUAAUGGCUUGCCAGAAGAAAAACCCCGUCAGCGGCUUGAUCGAAUACACCCAGUACACGUACCAGCAUUGUGAGUUCGUCUUGCUGAAGCAGAGCGGGCCGUCGCAUGAGCCACGGUUUAAAUUCCAAGCUGUGAUCGAUGGCCGCCGGUUCCCCCCAGCGGAGGCGGGCAGCAAAAAGUUGGCCAAGCAGGAAGCCGCUGCCCACGCCAUGAAGAUCCUCUUGCAUGAAGCCGAGCACGAAGGGGAGGAUGGCAUGGCGGUGGAGAAAUCCUUCUAUGAGGACAGUUCCCCCAGUGAAUCGGAGACGCCUGACCAACCUGAGCCCGAGCCCGAGCCUUCGUCGACAACGCCGCAGCUGAGCCUGCUUUCUGGAAAGAACCCCGUCAGCGCCCUGAUGGAGUACGCGCAGAAGUCAGGGCGUGUCUGCGAGUUCCAGCUACUCUCUCAGGAUGGCCCUCCCCAUGAUCCCAAGUUCACAUACUGCGUGAAAGUGGGUGACCGUGUUUUCCCUGCCGUGGUAUCCAACAGCAAGAAGGGAGCGAAGCAGAUGGCGGCCGAGGCCGCCAUGAGGGGCCUCAGCGGGGACACGAGCAACUUACCUGAGCAGACAGAGACCCAGGGUGACCAGCCUGCGGAAGUGCCUGGUGGCCAGCUUGCAAAUCUGGAGGAGACAAAGGCAGCGAGCACUAAGGGUGUCGGCGAGUUGAUUAAGUACCUGAACUCCAACCCGGUCAGUGGCCUUCUGGAGUACGCCCGGGCCAACGGCUUUGCUGCUGAGUUCAAGCUGAUCGAUCAGACUGGGCCUCCCCAUGACCCCAAGUUUGUCUUCCAAGCCAAAGUGGGAGGGCGCUGGUUCCCAGCGGUCACAGCGCACAGCAAGAAGCAAGGCAAGCAGGAAGCGGCCGAUGCGGCGCUCCGUGUCCUGAUUGGGGAGACGGAGAAGGCGGAGCACACUGAAGCGCUGGCUGUCACAGAGCUCCCUGUGAGCGGAAGCACCCUCCACGACCAGAUUGCUAUGCUGAGCCACCAGCGAUUCAACACACUCACUGCUCGCAUCCAGCACAGCUUGCUCGGGCGCAAGAUCCUGGCCGCCAUCAUCAUGAGGCGAGGACAAGAGGGCCUUGGUGUCGUAGUGAGCAUUGGAACAGGGAAUCGCUGUGUAAAAGGGGAGGAGCUAAGCCUGAAAGGGGAGACGGUAAAUGACUGCCAUGCAGAGAUCAUUUCCAGGAGGGGCUUCAUAAGGUUUCUCUACAACGAGCUCAUGAAGUUUGACCCCUCUGCACCCGAAGACAGCAUCUUUCAGCCCCUGGAGGAUGGCAAGCUGAAGAUCAAAGACGACAUUACCUUUCACCUGUACAUCAGCACGGCACCUUGUGGAGACGGGGCUCUCUUUGACAAAUCCUGCAGCGACCAGGCCAACACAGCCGGGGAGGACCAGCAUCAGCCUCUCUUUGAGAAUCCCAAACAGGGAAAGCUCCGCACCAAGGUGGAAAAUGGGGAAGGCACUAUUCCGGUGGAGUCGAGUGACAUUGUGCCAACCUGGGACGGAAUCCAGCAUGGCGAACGCCUCCGCACCAUGUCCUGCAGCGACAAGAUCCUGCGCUGGAACGUGCUUGGCCUGCAGGGGGCGCUACUCUCUCACUUCCUGCAGCCCGUCUAUCUCCGCUCGGUCACACUUGGCUACUUGUUCAGCCAAGGUCACCUGACGCGCGCCAUCUGCUGCCGCAUGUCGAGAGAUGGCAACACAUUCCAGUCCGGGCUCCCCGAGCCGUAUUUUGUCAAUCACCCCGAGGUUGGCCGAGUCAGCGUCUACGACUCCGCAAGGCAGACAGGCAAGACAAAGGAAUCCAGUGUCAACUGGUGCCUGCCAGACGACUCUGAAGUUGAAGUCCUGGAUGGCACAAAAGGCAAAAUAGACGGACCAAAACUGGACGUGUCCCGGGUCUCCAAGCGGAACCUGUUUGCACUCUUCCAGCUGCUGUGUGCCAAGAUGGAUCGCAAGGGCCUGCAGAAACUGACCGUGUACUCGGAGGCCAAGGAGGCGGCCAUCACGUACCAGAGUGCUAAGCGGCAGUUCUUCUGGGCCUUGCAGGAGAUGGGCUACGGUAGCUGGAUCUGCAAACCCCAAGAAGAGAAGACCUUUGGUCUGUCUGAAGUCUAGCAAGCUGUUCACUUUUUUUAAAAAAAAGUUUGUUUUUUUGGCUGCAGGGGGGUGAAAGGGAAGGGGGUAUUUUUUAUGAUUUUAGGUUGUGUGUUUUGUUUUUUAACGGAAGCAGGAAUGUUAAUUUAGGGUUAUGGAUUUCUGCUGAGGCCCUCCUUCCGAUUUAAAUUGGCAGCACGUUUUAACUCUGUUGGGGGGAGGAGCUAGGGGGGUCUUCCUCCCCUUUAAUUCCCCCCUCUCUUGUCAGCGGACAUUGCAAAGGCUUGAUCUGAGUAUGCAUCCCUGAGAGAGUGAGAGAGAUCCACCAGCAUCCACACUUGUCUGUGACAACACCCUCUUUCCCUCCCCAUUAGUCAAUAGACUGCCUUCCAUGCCGCCUCCCUGCUUUUACAGAAAAUCCAUUAUUUCAACCUUUCCCUUUUUUUAAAAAAAAAAAGCUGUGAAUUGGUGCAUACACUCUGUUUUCCACACAGCAGCUCUGUUAUUUCUCCCCCACCCCACCCCGAGUUAUCACAGUGGUUCUUGGGGGAACAUCUUAGAGAUUUCCUUUCUCACUUGAGUUUGAUGUUGUGGUUUUUUUAAAAACCUUUCUUUUUAGCUCCAGAUUCUACCUUUACUCAUCACACAGCCAGGUCACAGUACAAAACAUUUUGGGUUUUGUAGAGAAUCAUUCCAGACAACUCUCCAGCAAAAAAUAAAAUGAAAUCUUUGGAAUGGUGACACAUCAGCGGAGGCUGAUUUUCUACUUCCUCCCCUGACCCCAGCAAGGCAGCCCAGCCUUCUUGAGGUCGUUCUUCACAACUUUUCCCCACGUUGUCCAAAACCCCUUUCCUAGCACUCUGCUGUCAUGAGAGCCAGCUGGCUUCAUUUUAUUUUUACCUAACCAGCGAGCGCGACUGCCUCUUUCAGCUGGAGGUGAUGAGUUCACUGGAUCAAGCCCGGCCCUCGUGGUUCCUCCUCUUUCUGACUCUCUCUUUCCCACCUCCCCCAUCAUCUGUCUCUCACCUGAGCCGCCAUGUAAAGGUGAUCCGGAAACCCGUUGGCAGCCUGUAAGCCUCAAGGUGAAGGGGGCUGCGGCAGCAGGAAUCUGCCGUCCAGCAAGAGCCUUUAGCCAAAAGAAGAGUGGCCAAAAUGCCAGGGGAGCCAAUGUGGUGCCCUCCAGAAGUUGUUGGGCUCCAUCUCCUGUCAUUUCUAGCUGCAGGUCUGGAACGAUGAGAAUAGUCCUCCAGCAGUAUCUGGAGAGCGCCAGGUUGGCCACCCUAGGGCUAAGGGUUAGGGUCACGCUGGGCAUCAAAGCAAACUCUGGCGUCUGCUGCAGUGUUGCACAUCCGCUGCGCCUUCUGAGCAUGUGGGAAGCUGCCUUUCACCCGACACUCUCCCCCGUGACCCCCAGUCCCCAACAAUCCCAUCUCCUGGAAUGGGCACUCAGACCUUCUUCCUAGCAUUUUUGAGGUGACUUUCUCCCUUUUGCUGGAGUACAACCACGUGACGAGUUUUUGUAUAGGGAUGUGAUGAUGUCUGGAGCUGCUACCUUGCUAGGAGCCCCCGUUUUGCCCUCGUUCGCACAGUUGACAGCUGAGGAGGCAAAGCUGUCUUCCAGACUUUGUACCACUUUUCAGGCAGUGGGUGGGUGAGUUGUGUGGCUUAAUCCUCUUUCCCCCCCACCCCGGCCCAGAAA